GGUUGUUGUCUGUGGUUGUUUGAGGCCCUCGCCAAUCUCGUCCCGUUCGUUGUUGAGUGGUUGAGUUCAGUCCAAUCGCGGUCUUUCGAAGCGACACAUAACUUAAUCGAGCGUUCUUCGAAGUCCAAAUCUGAAAAAGUCAAAAUGUCACGCCUCGCGGGAGCAUUCUUCCUGAUUUACUUGUACGCGGGAUAUGUUCAUGGGACGGACUGUUCUUUUGGCGCUAAAAAGAAUAUUUUGGAUGAGCUAAUUUCCAAAUGCCCGGGAUUGCUAGAUUCGUCCGACAAAUCUUAUUGCUGCUACGAUUUAGCCAAUGAAAGGACCUAUUGUUGCGACCUCGAGGAGUUUACGGUGAAAACCGGACUCGGCAUCAUCGUUCCCGUGAUAAUCGUUGCAGCUAUAGUAAUUGGACUGAUAAUGUGUUGUAUAUCCUGUCUCUGCUGUAGCUGCUGCCCGUGGUAUCGCCGGCGUCACCAAGGCACUGUCUAUGGCAAAGUUCAGACACCUGUUGUGCAAGUAAUUCAACCCCAGGCAAAUCUGCCACCAAGCUACAAUCAAGCAGUUCCAAAUAUUGCUCCAUAUCCAACGAGUUCAAUAGCAAUGCCGCAACCCCCGCCGUACAGCAGCGAGGUGUAUGCUAAACAAGCUCCGUAUAAUCCUGCAUAUGCACCAUCGUCACAGUAACAUUCUAGAUUAUAGUUAUCUUGAUUACAGUUAUUGAUAAAUAUUUACAAGAUUCCUAAUCAUUGUUCACCAUCUCGAGGGUAAUCUUAUUGAAUCUGAUGAAUGUCGAUACGGAAUACAUUGUGCGUUCAUCUGGCUAUCGUUAUGGCAUAAAUAGAAUCAUGAUCCAUAGAUACGCAUGGAUUCUACAUACGCGAUGGUUCAUUAUACAAAUAUUGUUGUAUUUUUUACCAUUUAUACAAAACACGAUAUGUUCUUCUUACUGGAUAUAUACAUCUUCCUGAGAAACACUUGA
Molecule: messenger RNA, 979 nt
Organism: Camponotus floridanus (Florida carpenter ant)
Lineage: Eukaryota; Metazoa; Arthropoda; Insecta; Hymenoptera; Formicidae
Product: protein shisa-5
Exons: 5
Coding region: 145-684 (179 amino acids)
Source: RefSeq, a predicted model, not a curated record